This is a messenger RNA of Echinops telfairi (small Madagascar hedgehog), 1001 nucleotides long. RefSeq names its product ELL associated factor 2 (gene EAF2). Gene Ontology annotation, cellular component: super elongation complex. Gene Ontology annotation, molecular function: transcription elongation factor activity. Gene Ontology annotation, biological process: regulation of transcription elongation by RNA polymerase II; positive regulation of DNA-templated transcription. Lineage: Eukaryota; Metazoa; Chordata; Mammalia; Afrosoricida; Tenrecidae. The record is from RefSeq and is a predicted model, not a curated record. The annotation marks the transcript as partial. The transcript is spliced from 4 exons.
GGUUCAACUCCACCGGUAACUGUUUUCAAAGGUUCCAAGAAACCUUACUUAAAAGAAUGCAUAUUGAUUAUUAACCAUGACACUGGAGAAUGUCGACUAGAAAAACUCAGCAGCAACAUCACUGUGAAGAAAACAAGAGUUGAAGGAAGCAGUAAAAUUCAGUCUCAUAUAGAGCAACAGCAGCAACAAAUACGGAAUUCAACUAGGACUCCACAUUUUGUAAAACAUUCUCCAUCCAAAGACAAGGUGUCCCCAGAAUCUCCAAUGGAUGAUAUUGAAAGAGAACUGAAGGCAGAAGCUAGUCUAAUGGACCAGAUGAGUAGUGGUGACAGUUCAUCAGAUUCCAAGAGUUCUUCAUCCUCAAGUAGUGAGGCUGGUUCUAGUGACUCAGAAAACGAAGAGUUCAGCUCUCCUCCUCCUGAUCCAGGGAAUCAUAACCCAAGAUAUCAGACCUUGUCAGCCAUGCCACAAUGCAGGAUUCCGGAUCUAAAUGCCAGUCCUAAUAGAUUUCAUGACAGCAGUGGCCUUAUGAUUAAUACUUUAAGAAAUGAUUUGCAGCUGAGUGACUCUGAAAGUGACAGUGAUGAUUGAAGAAACAUUUAGAUAUAAAUAUUUUUACAAGGUGUGUGAUAAUUUAUUUUGUAUUAAAAAUAAAAAUACCCCCCAAAAUGAUUUUAUUAAGUAAUUAAAAAUUAAAAACCUAAUAUUGUAGAAAAUGUCAAUGUAAGAAUCUAUAUAUGAUUCAGAAGUUUAAGUUGUUGUUGCAUUUUUAACCUUUUAUUGUCUCCCAAUUUUAAAAUGCCAAGUUACAAUAUAUAAUAAAUAUAAUUUUAAUUAUAUUUCUGAGCCCUUUUUGACUAAAGUUCCUGAAAUUUUGGUUGAAGAUAAUUUAAGACUCAAUUAAGCUAGAAUUUAGGUUUAAAGUGAGGUUAAAUAAUUGUUUUAAAGAGGAGCUGAUACCAAGGACUCAACUAGAGAGAAAAUGCUUUGAAAAUGAUGAA